GAGCAGACCGUGACGUGUACCGUCAGAGGGCGCGCUGUCGCCCCUGCGCUAUCACGUUCCGUAACUCCUCCUACUUGAGGAAAAAUAACCAAUCAGAUGUUUUAAACAGAAUCGUUUGGCGCUUCCUGAGGCGUUGUCAAGAUUGUGAGGUUGAAAGGCAAAAGUAAAAUUUAGGAUAUUUAAUGGCUUACAAAGAAUGUUAUACAUCUUACAUUUAUGUAUAAAACAAUCGAAAUUGCAUCUCAAACUAUCUUAAAUUAUACAAGAGGAGAUAGUCAUGAAUUCAGAGAAUUCAGCUCCAACAUCAACUUGUUCUGUUGCUCCAGUUGUAAAUUCAAAUGAUGCAGGAGUUGGAACAACAGCAUCUGUUGCUAUGACGUCACUUCCUCAUUCUCUUACAGCUUUAUCAUGCACCUCUUCCUCACAAGCUAUUAUUUCAACUCCUGUUACAUCAACGAGCUCAUCUCCUUCAAAUCAAGCAAUGCUCCAACCACCACCACCUCCUACACCAGUGCCUCCCACUCCUGCUCCUGCAGUAGUUGCUCCUCAGGCAUCACCAGUUCAUCAGAAUAUGGUACAUCCACCAUUUUCUAAUGUGACUCCAACACCUUUAUCNACAAUAAUUAAAAACAAUUAA
Centruroides sculpturatus (bark scorpion) is the source of this 637-nucleotide messenger RNA. RefSeq names its product alanine and proline-rich secreted protein Apa-like. The coding region runs from base 278 to 637 and encodes 119 amino acids. The record is from RefSeq and is a predicted model, not a curated record. Lineage: Eukaryota; Metazoa; Arthropoda; Arachnida; Scorpiones; Buthidae. The transcript has 2 exons.